AUGGACCAGCUUGCCAGGGGCAAUGCCCCUCUCUCCCCGCUGCUGCCCCAGGUUCCUGGGACACUUGUUUCUAGAUCAGUGGGCUACAGGGAGGCGAGUGCCCUGCAGGGUCAUGGGGACAGCAGGUGCCCCAGCCCGCGCGUGCACGCUGCGGGCUGGAGGAGGAGGGGCGCGCGCGCGCACGCACUGACGUGCGGAUUCGCGGACGCCAGGCUCCGUCCAGAGCGUGUGGGAGCUGGCGGGAGCCGGGUGCCCCUGGACCAGCCCCUCGGGAGGAACGCGGCCUGGGGCCCGGACCGCCGCUUGUCGUCGCCUCCGCUGCAGCUGCCGGGCAGGACGGCCCUCCAUUUGGCCUCUGCCAAUGGCCACGGAGGCGUGGUGACUCUUCUUCUGGAGCGAGGCUGCCAGAUCGAUGCCCGGGACAGGAAGAAAAGGACGGCGCUGAUCAAGGUGUGUAGCAGCCAGCCGUGCCCACAUGAGGUGGAGUCCAUGUAA
Vicugna pacos (alpaca) is the source of this 495-nucleotide messenger RNA. The record is from RefSeq and is a predicted model, not a curated record. Lineage: Eukaryota; Metazoa; Chordata; Mammalia; Artiodactyla; Camelidae.